AUGGCUAUUUGUCAAUUUAUAAUGGGUGCUUCUAUUUUAGUUGCUAUAAGUAGACUGAUAUGGGCAUUUUCAAGAGAUAAUGGAUCACCAUUUAGCUUUCGGAUCAAAAAAGUUAAUCAUAAAUUAUCAGUUCCUGUAAAUGCAGUUAUUUUUGGUGCCAUAUCAGCAAUUAUCAUUGGAUUAUUGGUUUUAAUUGGGUCGGUAGCCACAAAUGCUGUAUUUACAUUAUACAUUGCUUGUAAUUAUUUAUGCUGGGCAUGUCCAACAGUGUUUAGUUAACAUUUGGUAGAUCAAAAUUUAGACCAGGGAAAUUUUACUUAGGUAAAAUAUUAUCACCAUUAGUACGAUGGAUUUCAGUUUUAUUUGGAGCUUAUAUUGUUAUCAUUAGUCAAUUUCCAGCUGAGAAAGCAGUUGAUAAAGAUACAAUGAAUUAUACGGUGAUUGUUAGUGGAUUUGCAUGGGUAGCUUCAUUAACUUAUUGCAUGGUCUAUGCAAGAAAGAUUUACCAUAUAGAUGUUGAAGAUGAUUCAGAAAUGGUUAUAGAAGGAGUUGAAGAAUCAUAUAUGGAUAUAGAUUCUAAAUUAUAG
Messenger RNA from Insectozyma verbasci, 587 nucleotides. The record is from the annotation of a GenBank genome assembly. NCBI's taxonomy places the organism in Eukaryota, Fungi, Ascomycota, Pichiomycetes, Serinales, Debaryomycetaceae.